AUGGGAGGUAUUGGUAAGACCACCCUUGCUAGUGCUGUAUAUCAAAGAUUAUCAUAUUGUCACUUUGAAGGUCGCUACUUUGUUUGGAAUGUUAGAGAAGAAUAUGCAAGACAUGGACCAAAUCAUUUGAGAAAAAAACUUCUAUCCGAGUUGUUAAAUGAUGAAGCUAUUCUAAGGAUGGAUACCCCAUUUGUAAUAUCACCUUUUAUUCUUGAUAGACUUAAACGUAAAAAGGUACUCGCUGUUUUGGAUGAUGUGGAUAAUUCAAUCCACUUGGAUGCUUUAGUUGAAGGAUAUAAUCAACUUGCUUCUGGCAGUAGAAUCAUUGUUACAUCUAGAAAUAAGCAAGUCCUUAAGAAAGUAGCUGAUGAUAUUUACAAGGUUGAGAGGUUAAAUCAGAAUGAAUCUCUUGAGCUCUUCCACUUGCAUGCUUUUCGUAAAAAUAUUUCUCAAGCCAUUGAUGAUGAAAUGGUGUUAGGAGUGACAAGUUACGCAAAUGGAAACCCAUUAGCUCUAAAGGUCUUGGGUUCGUUCCUUUGGUCUAGAAUUGAAAAAGAUUGGGAAAGUGCAUUGAAGACGCUGAAAAGAAUUCCAAACCCAGAAAUUCAAGAUGUAUUAAGAAUCAGUUACGAAGGACUAGAUGAUCAAGGGAUCAAGGAUACAUUUCUUGACAUUGCUUGCUUGUUUAAUUCAACUUUUUCUAGAGACAUUGCAGUAAGCAUACUAGAUGAUGGUAAUUCCUUUGUGAAUAUAGAAAUAAGUGUUCUCAUUGAUAAGUCUUUAAUUGAGAGUAAUGAAGAUCCUGUCGACAAUUUGCUAUGGAUGCAUGAUUUGAUAAGACAAAUGGGUCGGGCAAUUGUUCGAGAUGAGCAUAUACAAUCUAGUAACUGUAGUAGAUUGGAACCACAGCAGUCAAAGUCUGAAAUUAAAGAAAAUGUAAAUUUGUGUCGUGGAGCCUUCUCAAAUAUGCACAACCUACAAAUUCUGAAAAUUUAUUGCUGUGAUGAUAUCAGUAUAUCUGAGUUUGUCAAAGUUUAUACUGACAAUAUUGCUGGCCAUGAGUUUAAGCUGUCCACUCCUAAAGGUCUUGAUCCUUAUCUUUCUGAUAAGCUAAGAUACUUCCAGUGGGAUUUCUACCCUUUGAAUUCGUUGCCGUCAAAAUUUAACCUGCAGAAUCUUGUUCAACUUGUACUUCGUGGAAGCCGUGUCGAAAAACUUUGGAAUUAUAAAGUUCAGCCGCUUCCGUUGCUAAGAAUGAUUGAUCUGAGUUAUUCCAAGUUCCUUACUCAAUUACCAGAUCUGCCACAGGCCCGAAAACUGGAAAGUAUAAAUCUUGAAGGCUGUACAAGCUUCGUUCAGGUUUUUUCAUCUCUUCAAAAUCUGGACAAGCUUACUUAUCUAAAUUUGAAUGGCUGCUCAAAACUUAGAGAUUUCUUUAGAAAGGCAUCGAAGAGUACAGGGUACAUGGAAGUUGCCGCAUUGGAGGAAUUAAAAAAGUUUUGA
Molecule: messenger RNA, 1503 nt
Organism: Ziziphus jujuba (common jujube)
Lineage: Eukaryota; Viridiplantae; Streptophyta; Magnoliopsida; Rosales; Rhamnaceae
Product: disease resistance protein RPV1-like
Exons: 3
Coding region: 1-1503 (500 amino acids)
Biological process (GO): defense response
Molecular function (GO): ADP binding
Source: RefSeq, a predicted model, not a curated record